Linum trigynum is the source of this 405-nucleotide messenger RNA. The record is from the annotation of a GenBank genome assembly. Lineage: Eukaryota; Viridiplantae; Streptophyta; Magnoliopsida; Malpighiales; Linaceae.
AUGAAUAUUCCUGCUUAUCUUCAUAAGCUAGGGUGGGAAUCUUUGGUGUCUGAUCUGCAGUUCAGUCAAUGUCCUGAGGCUGUACGUCUCUUCUACGUCAAUCUUCGAAGAGGUCCAGGAAGUGAUCCUUCCUUCUUUACCACUCUAGUCUAUGACUAUGAAAUCAAAGUGACGCUUGAGUUGCUAGCAUCUGUGUUGGAAAUCCCUCAUGCUGGCAUCAGGGCUGGAAUGGACAGUGAAUUCCAACAUUUUGGAUUCCGGUUCGAUCAGGCUCUUGCAUCUCUGGCGCGUGAUAUAGGGCGCUGGUUUCCAUCCCAACUUGUUGCUGGACGAUUACCAGACGAUCUCAAAUUCUUGUUUUUGUUUCUCACUCUGUGGUUCCUGCCUCGUGACCUCCAAUAUUGA